AUGUCGUUUGUGCGGCGGAGAAGCCGAGCUGACAUUACCAAUAGACGAUUGCUGCAAGAGGAGGAGGAAGAAGAUCAAGCGCAACUCUUUUACUACAGUGGCAUCGAACGAGUUCCCAACGAUGUUACUGUGGUCCACUUGCACGAAUCCAUGAAAUCCCUUCCCUACCAAGCCUUUUAUUUGAAAAAGGUCCUCCGCAAGGUCCAAUUUCACGAUACUUCCUUGCGAACCAUUUGCGAACGAGCCUUUGCUUCGUGCUCGGCACUGGAAGAAGCCAUACUCCCGAAUUCCAUUGAGGAAAUUGAACGUGGGGCCUUUUCUCAUUGCACCUCCUUGCACACGGUGUAUCUAUCGCCUAGAGUUCAAUUGACAGUGAUUGGUCGUGGUGCCUUUUCCUAUUGCAAAUCAUUGGUGUCCUUUCAAGUUCCGCCCAGCGUUCAUACCAUUGAACGGGCUGCCUUUACACGGUGUGAUAAACUGCAGCACGUGGAGUUCGUAUCCAGUGUCAGUGCCAGUGCUGAAGUACCAUUGGACGAAUCAUCACCUUCCUCUUGUGACAAAAAAGAACCAUUAUUAUUAUUCGAGUCCCAACUGCAGUGCAUAGACUCGAUUGCCUUUGGUGGAUGCACAGGUCUGCAAACCCUGCGACUCCCCCAUGGAUUGAUACAAAUUCAGAGUCAAGCCUUUAGUGGAUGUACCUGGUUGGAUGCAAUUGAAAUCCCUGCUACUGUCGAAGAGCUGUCGAGCUUGGUCUUUGUGGGAUGUCAUAAUCUAAAGCACGUUGCUUUGCCACCAGACAUGGAUUUGAGCGAAAUGCCAGACGACGUCUUUCAAGAGUGCCACUUAUUGAAUCCCUUAGUCUUGUCGGUAAUGAAAGGAGCGGAACAAGCCAAUGAUGAUAGUGAUCGUCCUUCGCAAGUUCUGCAAAGCCGGUUUGAAGGACUGCCUAUUCACGAACUUUGCUAUUACUCCCAAGACCAAGAAGUACUGGAGCAAUUGUUAAUGCUAGAUCAUGAUGAUGGUAAUCUGUCCGAAGCAACUCAAGAUUGCUUUGGUAUGACGCCAUUUCACAUUCUUGCGUUAUCAGGAAACCGCCAAAAGGCUGUUCUGGAUCUUUUGAAAUUAUUAUUGAAGGAUCCUCGAUUUCAAACUGUGGUGACCAAAAAGGAUAUGUGGGGCUAUUUUCCACUAGUCUACGCAUGUCAAGUGGACUCGCCACUCCCAGUCAUCAAGUUAUUGUUGGAAGUGCACCAAAAAGCGGCAAUUGCAUCGACAACAAAAAUGGAAGACAUGGUAGUAGACGACUCUGCCGCCGAGUCACCAUCCACCAAUCAAGCUACCAACAAACCCAUCACUGUUCCUUGGAACCAUUUGGUCAGACACUGUGCAUCCAAUUCCGUCAAGAAUCUUCGUUUCAUUGUACGAUCUUGUCUGAAGGACCGUAUUCAACGACUGGGGUUGCAGCAAUGGAAGACUGAUGUCACGUUUGGCAUUUUUCAGAUUCCUGUCGAUGCCCAUCCGGAAGAGGCACGAACCGAACAUAUUCGAGCUUUGUGUCGUCAACUAGCAGGAUUUGAAGAAAGGGAAGCCUUGGCAAUACUGGAAUUAGCAGUAUGGAAAGGGUCCUUGGAUCGGGCAGCAAGUGCACAAGAGAAUGAGUCGGCGGCGGAAAAAAUAAACGAUCAAAAUGAAAGUGAAGAAACAGCAAACGACAAGGGGGAGAAAACGGAUGCCCAAGGCUCUAGCGACAAUGCAUUUGAACUGGAAGAAGAUUCCCCGGAAGAAAUCCUCCGAAAGACGAGACAUAGCUGCCGUGUGACAUGUAAUUCGGAUGUCAUUCUGAUGCAUGUUCGUCAACAUUUCAAGAUUCCACCGACUGACUUCUUUUGA
Molecule: messenger RNA, 1890 nt
Organism: Cylindrotheca closterium
Lineage: Eukaryota; Bacillariophyta; Bacillariophyceae; Bacillariales; Bacillariaceae
Source: the annotation of a GenBank genome assembly